GAAUGAAAGAGUGUAAAUGAGUGUGUCAAAUUUGAAACUAUACAUAGUCAAAUAUAGAAUGACAAUAAAUGAGCUCGCUUUUUCCCUGCUUUUGUUCAUUUAAUAAUACACGACAAUCACAACGCACAAAUAAUGCAUCACCCGACACAUUGCAUCAACACACACGGCAGUAUGAUCCUUGCUUCAUCUGUCAUCGAAUCAAACAACGUACAAUUGAUUGCUAUUACAAAAAAUCGAAUAGAUGUUACAAUUGUAGACAUUCCGGCCAUCGAUUACGCGAUUGUCCACAGGUUUUUCACUAACUGGAACCCGUGAUGGUGGCCAUUCCAGUAUACAAAAUCCAUCAAUAACAUCCCACAAAUCAUCGAGUCCCAUUUACAUCAAAGAAGUAAAUCAAACACCCCAACAUGCUAUAAUCGAUACGGGAUCCGCGGGCAUCAUCAUCCACCAACAAUUAUUGAAGAUUCAUCAUAAGAAAUUUAUUUACAAACGCAAAAUCCAUGCAUCGGCCAGUUGUACAUCUGUUAAUAUUAUCGGCGAAAUUCAUCUUGAGAUCAAAAUACAGGGACAUAAAACAUGGAUAGUUGCCGAUGUCGCGACAAAUCUCGUUACAGAUUUAUUACUUGGAACUGAUUGGAUCAAACAAAACAGAGUUAUUAUUGAUUCUCCACAGCAACGUGUUAAUCUAGUCAACAAAUGUCACAAGAUAAUAGCAUAUACACCGUUUGUCGAACCUCCCGAUAUUCGUUUUCCUGUAUUUUUAAUUGCCCUUCCAUCAUACUCCGAACAAUGUAUUGAUAAACCAAAUAAUCAGACAAAAUAUCGUGUAGAAAAAGAUCUUUUCAGUAAUGGUACUCACUCUACGCUGCGUGUUUAUAAUACUCAAGGUAAAAGGAAAGUACUCUAUCGUAUUCAAUCAGAAAAUUAUGAUAAUUUUUUUACUGCUCGUGUAUAUGAUAUGAGAAAUACUAAGAAUGAUAAGGAAUUAUUGGAAAAAAAUAUGGUGAGUGUAAUUGAAGCAGAUGAAAUGCGCUCAGUAUUUGCCAAACACAAAUGGGAACAUUGUCAGUUUAAAUUUAAAAGAACGGAAAAAGAUGAUGAUUGGAUCUAUGGCAGUGUGACACAUGGGCAAAUUAUACACGAACAUAGAUUUAACGUUAGUUAUAGUCAAAAUGAAAAUUUAUUAAUUCAACUAAAGCCUUCAAAGCCGACUGGCAAAGUAUUCACGGGGUAA
Molecule: messenger RNA, 1234 nt
Organism: Didymodactylos carnosus
Lineage: Eukaryota; Metazoa; Rotifera; Eurotatoria; Philodinida; Philodinidae
Source: the annotation of a GenBank genome assembly